Caenorhabditis briggsae is the source of this 552-nucleotide messenger RNA. Lineage: Eukaryota; Metazoa; Nematoda; Chromadorea; Rhabditida; Rhabditidae. The coding region runs from base 1 to 552 and encodes 183 amino acids. The record is from RefSeq and is a predicted model, not a curated record. The transcript is spliced from 2 exons.
AUGAGCAAUUUGGAGUCAGAUUUGUCUCGGGUGAUCAUCACUAUUGGUUCAAUUUCAGCAAUUUUCAGUGGGAUAUUGGCAUUUUUAGCGUUGAAAUCUGAAUGGUUUCGAAAAUUCCGCUACCUGAAGUUCCUAUCUCCUCUUAUUAAUAUUCUAAUUAUCACAAACUGGCUAAUUGCAGUAAUUUAUUGUUUCACUCCAACGGAUGAAAAAAUGAAAAAAGCGAAUGAAUUCGUUUUGAAAAAUAUGAAAAUCCAUUUAAACGAACGACCAUUUUUGGGAUUCUCAUUGGAAAUCCAAAAAUCCGAUUUUCUAUUUUUUGCCGUUAUUUUCAAUAUGAUUUUUCUAUUUUUUGUUCUGUUUUCAUGCAUUUUAUUCUCUGUAAAUCGAAUAAUUUCAAAAAUUUCGUCGGAUUUAUCAAAUCGAAAUCAUUUUUCAUCGAUUUAUCGCCUUCUUUGUGUUCAAUGCAUUUCUCCGACGAUUUUUAUAAUUAUUCCGUUCACUUUUAAUAUUAUUACUGGAGUUUUAGGCAUCGAUUUGGGAGAGGUAUGA